Molecule: messenger RNA, 1082 nt
Organism: Chara braunii
Lineage: Eukaryota; Viridiplantae; Streptophyta; Charophyceae; Charales; Characeae
Source: the annotation of a GenBank genome assembly
CCAUAUACACUUCGUGUUGCAGUAUUCUCUGCUGUGUCGGUUUUGCCAGGCCUGAAGUUUAAGACGAAGGUGGACUGUCUUUUCUGAGACAGAAAACAAAAGAUGGGGUGGAAGGACGAUCAGGGUAAAGUGUUCCGUAAUGAUGAAGAUGUUUUUGUGCGAUCGUCGAGGGGUGGCGUUUCUCAACGAGCCCGAAAAGCCAUAACAUCGAUGAUGAGCCCCUGGAAGAGCCUAGCAGGAUGUGCCAUGGGUUCAGGAGACAGAAGGGUUGUACCGUUGGGCGACGUGAAGGUGAAUGCGAUGGUGAAGAGUGAUACGUCUGACUUGCAGCGCAUGUGUUCCCAAAAGCGGGGAAGAGAGACUGAAGCUGAUGGACUUGGAACGGACGUCCAGCUGCUGGCUUUCAAGAGAAUACGGAACAUUGUGCUAGAAGCUGAAAACUGCAGAAGUGGCAAUUCAAAGAGGGGGGAGGAGCUAGUAGCCGCCACCUUAGCGAAUCCCAGCGUCUACGGGGCCAAGAACGCAUCAGGAGAAGAUAUUCGACGAUUGGAGGCAUUAGAGAGAGAGAAGAAGGGCAUUCAGGAUGCACAGCUGAUGCAGAUUGCCGUUCUCGAGCGGGAGAAUAAAGAUUGGGAACAGAAGUAUCAGAGAUUGUGGGCGAGAUUUAAGGAUUAUUCAUCGGAGUGUGACAGAAUGACAAGAGAGUACCAGAAGGUACAAAAGGAGCUUCAUGAACAGACGGUAGCCGCAGAAGAUAGCAGGGAGCAGAAAGAAGCAGCGGAGAGAGAACUCUGGAGCGUGAAGAAUGAAUUAGACGAUCUGCGCAAGCGAUACGUCGAUCUGGAAGAACAAUAUCUUGAAGCUGAUGGCGCUCAGCAAAUCCAGGAGGAGGAGAUGCGGAACCAGGUAAGUGGAGGGAGGAAGGGGAGGAGGGGGGGGUGGGGGGUGGAGACCACCAUUAGUUCUGCUAAACUCAGCUACCUGUAGGCCUGAUGCACAUGCUGAUUUGAAGUUUUUUUGUAAGUCUAGAAUGGCACCGGGAAUUGUGUAUAUAUAAAUAUGAGUAAAAGUGGAACAGGUUG